This is a messenger RNA of Callithrix jacchus (white-tufted-ear marmoset), 1549 nucleotides long. Its product is annotated as alpha 1,4-galactosyltransferase (P blood group). The record is from RefSeq and is a predicted model, not a curated record. Lineage: Eukaryota; Metazoa; Chordata; Mammalia; Primates; Cebidae. Gene Ontology annotation, molecular function: galactosyltransferase activity. Gene Ontology annotation, biological process: glycosphingolipid biosynthetic process.
UGCCAGUGGCCUCCCUGAUGGCAGGUGCUCAUGUCUUACGGACCAGCCAGUUCCUGCUGGAAGCCCCUGGUCUGAUCUAGGAAGAUCAUGUCCAAGCCCCCCGACCUCAUGCUGCGGCUGCUCCGGGGCACCCCAAGGCAGUGGGUCUGCACCCUGUUCUUCAUCAUCGGCUUCAAGUUCAUGUUUUGCAUCUCCAUCAUGAUCUACUGGCACAUUGUGGGAGAGCCCAAGGAGCAAUGGCAGCUCUAUAACCUGCUGGCAGAUAUUCUUUGCCCCACCAUGGCACCCCUCACCCCUCCCUCUUACAGCCCCCCUCUGGGCAAGAUCUUCUUCCUAGAGACUUCGGACCACACCAACCCCAACUUCCUCUUCAUGUGCUCAGUGGAGUCAGCCGCCAGAACUCACCAAUCCCGUGUGCUGGUCCUGAUGAAAGGGCUUCCAGGUGGCAAUGCCUCCCUGCCCUGGCACCUGGGCAUCUCGCUUCUGAGCUGCUUUCCCAAUGUCCAGAUGCUCCCACUGGACCUGCAGGAGCUAUUCCGGGACACACCUCUGGCUGACUGGUACACAGCGGUGCAGGGGCGCUGGGAGCCCUACCUGCUGCCCGUGCUGUCUGAUGCCUCCAGGAUCACACUCAUGUGGAAGUUCGGUGGCAUCUACCUGGACAUGAACUUCAUUGUCCUCAAGAACCUGAGGAACCUGCUGACCAACGUGCUGGGCACCCAGUCCCUCUAUGUCCUCAAUGGCCCCUUCCUGGCCUUCGAGUGCCAGCACGAGUUCAUGGAGCUGUGCAUGUGGGACUUCAUGGACCACUACAACGGCUGGAUCUGGGGCCACCAGGGCCCCCAGCUGCUCACACAUGUCUUCAAGAAGUGGUGCUCCAACUACAGGCUCACUGAGAGCCACGCCUGCCACGGGGUCACCACCCUGCCCCCUGAGGCCUUCUACCCCAUCCCCUGGCAGGACUGGAAGAAGUAUUUUGAGGACAUCAGCCCCUAGGAGCUGCCCCAGCUGCUCAAUGCCACCUAUGCUGUCCACGUGUGGAACAAGAAGAGCCAGGGCACACACUUCGAGGUCACGUCUAGGGCGCUGCUGCCCCAGCUCCAUUCCCGCUACUGCCCCACAAUGCAUGAGGUCAUGAAAAUGUACUUGUGAGGGGCCCACCAGGCCACCUCCCCGACCCACUCCCGAUGGAGGGGGCACUUGGCCACCCUUACUGGGGAGGCGAGAUUGAGGACCCAGGAGAGGGAGGUCUGAGCUGCCACCAGGCUUAGGCUGUUGCAAAGGAGGAGCUGUGGGAGCAGGCCCAGUGGGAGGCUGUGGACACCCUCAAGACAGUGCCCUGUGUCAGGGCAAAGCUGACACGUGGUGCCAGGGCCAGCAGAGUGAGCUCAGUGAGUGCCCCGGGACUUCUGGAUGGCAGAGAGAAGGAUGAACCUUAGGGCACCCCUGGGUGGCAUGGGAAGCCAGACGGUUUGGGCAGAGGUGCCCUUGAGGCCAGUGCUAAGGGGAAGGAGGGAUGAGAUUCCAGAGAGGAGAGGAGGCAGAAAGA